AUGAGCCAACGCCCACCUCCUUUCGUGAACAAGGACACGCGAGUUAUCUGCCAGGGCUUUACCGGCUCUCAGGGAACGUUUCAUUCUGAGCAAUCAAUUGCUUACGGAACCAAGAUGGUGGGAGGGGUUACUCCAAAGAAGGGAGGUACCACCCAUCUUGGGCUUCCAGUGUUCAACACUGUGCGAGAAGCCAAAGAAGCCGUUAAGCCAGAUGCUUCUGUUAUUUACGUUCCUCCCCCGUUUGCUAUGCGGGCAGCGCUUGAUGCGAUCGAGGCAGAGAUUCCGCUGGUCGUUGUGAUCACCGAAGGAAUCCCGCAGCAGGACAUGGUGCGGGUGAAGCACGCACUGAAUAUGUCCACCAAGACUCGUAUGAUUGGACCCAACUGUCCAGGGAUCAUUAAGCCUGGUGAGUGCAAAAUGGGUAUCAUGCCGGGAUAUAUCCAUAGCAAAGGCAAGAUUGGAAUCGUCUCUCGUUCCGGAACGUUGACCUACGAGGCUGUUUACCAGACUACUCAGAUGGGUCUUGGUCAAUCCAUUGUUGUCGGUAUCGGCGGAGAUCCUUUCAAUGGAACCAGCCACAAGGAUUGUGUGGAAUUCUUUUUGCAAGACCCGGAUACAGAAGGGAUUGUUUUGAUUGGCGAGAUCGGAGGAUCCUCUGAAGAGGAAGCAGCCGAGGUGAUGAAGAACAGCAAAAUCAAGAAACCGGCCGUGUCUUUCAUCGCAGGUCUCACUGCACCACCCGGAAGGCGCAUGGGGCAUGCGGGAGCCAUCAUCUCUGGCGGUAAAGGAACAGCUCAGGAUAAGAUCAAGGCCCUUGAAUCAGCUGGAGUGUAUGUCACCAAUUCCCCAGCCAAAAUCGGAGAGACGAUGAUGAAGGCGAUGGGCAAAGCCUAG
This is a messenger RNA of Guillardia theta CCMP2712, 894 nucleotides long. RefSeq lists its product as hypothetical. The coding region runs from base 1 to 894 and encodes 297 amino acids. The record is from RefSeq and is a predicted model, not a curated record. Gene Ontology annotation, cellular component: mitochondrion; succinate-CoA ligase complex (ADP-forming). Gene Ontology annotation, biological process: tricarboxylic acid cycle. NCBI's taxonomy places the organism in Eukaryota, Cryptophyceae, Pyrenomonadales, Geminigeraceae. Gene Ontology annotation, molecular function: succinate-CoA ligase (ADP-forming) activity; succinate-CoA ligase (GDP-forming) activity. The transcript is spliced from 10 exons.